Messenger RNA from Owenia fusiformis, 792 nucleotides. NCBI's taxonomy places the organism in Eukaryota, Metazoa, Annelida, Polychaeta, Sabellida, Oweniidae. The record is from the annotation of a GenBank genome assembly.
CCUACUCACAAACCCGGGAAACAAUCACUUUGGUUUUGCUAAAGACGUCAUGAGCAUCGACUGUGAUAUUGCACGGAGUGUUGCAGAAACCUUCUUGCUUACCGGCUCAAUUAUGAAAACAGUUUUGUUUAAAAAAGCAUCGCAUUUCCAAAUUUUCAACAGAGAGGAAAAUAAGUGGCUUUCAAGAAUGGAAGCCAAUGAUAAUCUGCAUAUUUUUAGGAACAUUCACUGUAAACUGGAACCAAGCUUCGCCUGGGUCGUUGGAAAACGAUACCCAUCAUAUCUAUGGCAAUUAGCCAACCUGGUGCAGCUUUCUGCAAUGCCUUCAUAUAAGACAUUCACAUGUAAGAAAUGCAACUCAUCGUGUAAUUGUAUAAUAUUUCAUUUUCUGCAUUGCAAUCAAUUUUUAUCUGAGAGAGACGCAUUUUUUGAGCGACUCAUUGAUAUCUUACCAGUUCAAGAUAGUGUUAUGCUUUUCAAUUUUGAUGAUGAUAUUUUCUUACAGACUGUUCUGGGUAGCAGAAUAGAUUUUGAUGUAGCCAAUGACACCAUUUAUGAAAUGUUCGUUAUCGAAUGUGCAAAUACAUUUUACAAUAUAAAUAUGUAUUUCAAAUAGGUACGCUUGAAUUGUAAUGAUAAAAUGUAUUUAGAGUCAUUUAACUUGUAAAUAUGUAAAUAUUAAUAACCCUUUACUCUUCUGUAAUAUAUGUUUGUAAUGUGAUAUGCAUGUAUAAAUUGUUUUGCUCUCCAAUAAAACGGAGGAAAUAAAGAAACAUAAACAUAAACAUAAAC